Molecule: messenger RNA, 912 nt
Organism: Malurus melanocephalus (red-backed fairy wren)
Lineage: Eukaryota; Metazoa; Chordata; Aves; Passeriformes; Maluridae
Gene: COMMD2
Product: COMM domain containing 2
Exons: 4
Coding region: 41-724 (227 amino acids)
Source: RefSeq, a predicted model, not a curated record
AGGCGCCCCGGCCCAGCGCCGUUCCCUGGCAGUGGCGGCGAUGCUGCUGGUGCUGUCGGCGGAGCACCGGGCGCACCUGGGCUGUUUGCCGCGGGCCGGCGGCGCAGGUCGGGGCUGCCACGGGCUGGCGGGCGGGGGGAACCGAGCCGAGCCGGGGCUGCAGCGCGCUGCUUGUCUUUGUGUCUCUGCAGCCGUGGGCGAGCUGGGGCGCCUGGCGCUGGAGCAGCUGCGGCGGGGAGCGGCACCGCGGGCCUGCGAAGCCGCCGCCAGAAAGCUGAACAUUGGGAUUGACACCAUUCAGCAUGGGGUGGAAGGACUAGCGUAUCUUCUCACUGAGAGUUCCAAGCUUAUGAUUUCUGAGGUUGACUUCCAAGAUUCCAUUCAUGUUUUGGGAUUCUCGGAUGAAUUGAACAAAUCCUUGCUGCAGCUGUACCUUGACAACAGGAAGGAGAUCAGAAGCAUUCUUGGAGAGCUGGCGCCAAGGCUUCCCAGCUACCACAGUCUGGAGUGGAGGCUGGAUGUGCAGCUUGCAAGCAGAAGUUUGAGACAGCAGAUCAAGCCUGCCGUGACUAUGAAGCUGCAUCUUAACCAGAACGAAGAUCAAAGUGCCCAGGUGCUGCAGACUGACCCUGCCACCCUUCUGCACCUGAUCCAGCAGCUGGAGCAGGCCUUGGGCGAGAUGAAAAUGAACCACUGCAGGAGAAUCGUGCGCAACAUGAAAUAGCCUCGGUUCCUCUCUGCUCUCUUACUCAGCAGUUGGUGAAACAGCUCAAAACACCGCUCACAAACACUUUUUGAGGAAAAAUGAACAUCUGGAUCAGAUGAACUGCGUUCCUGUGCCAGGACCUUGAGCCACUAUUUACAGGCCGAAUGUCCUUGUCUGCCAGCUUUGCACAUCUGCCUGAUACCAGA